UUAAUGAGAAUGAGGAAGCGGUUCAGGAACAGCUCAGCACAUCAGCUGGAGUAAGUUUCAUUUUGUUUGACGGGUUCAGACAAAGUUAAUGCGCAGUUUGGGGCUCGUUAAGUCGACAACUUCCUGUUUUUACGGAGACACCAAAGAAUGAGCUGGUUAUUUAGUUCAAGUGUUGCAGACGACUAAAGGUCUACAGGAUCCAUCAUUUUACAGAGAUGGCUUGUGUGGGCUUGGUGAAGAGAUGGCUCCUUGCUCAGCUGCUGCUCCUGUUGACGCUGGCCAACAUCUCUGAGUCUACAGCGUACCUGUCCGCUCCAGAAGAGGUCACACUUGUGGAACACUCCGGAGUCAACGUCACCAUUACCUCCAGUUCUGCUGUCAACCAGUCAGCUUUGAUUCACCUAAAUGUGACCUACAGCUCCAAGUUGAACUACUCGUCUGUAAUCAUACUACCGGAGCAGGUGUUGCUGCCAGCAGCGGCAACCAACGUCAGUUUCAAUGUGACAGCCCGCGAUGUCGGUCAGGUGACCGCAUGCCUCCUUAGCAACAACACAGACCUCAGCAGUACGUCUGUCAGGAUCCACUUCAAGGUCAUCCACAGCAACGUCCUGUCAGUAAUCAAUCAGGUGAUUGGCUGGAUUUACUUUCUGGCCUGGUCGGUGUCCUUCUACCCACAAGCCUGGGAAAACUGGAGGAGGAAGAGUGUUGUAGGUCUCAACUUUGACUUCCUGGCUCUGAACCUAACUGGCUUCAUCGCUUACAGUGUCUUCAACAUCGGAUUGUUCUGGGUGCCUUAUAUACAGGAAGAGUUUCUGAAGAAAAACCCGAAUGGAAUCAACCCCGUCAACGCUAAUGAUGUCUUCUUCAGUCUCCAUGCUGUCCUGCUCUGUUUGGUCUACAUCUGCCAGGCUGCUGUGUAUGAGAGGGGGGGUCAGAGGGUCUCCUGGAUAGCCAUGUUCUUGUUGGCAGUCGGCUGGACAUUUGCCUUGGUCAGCUUGAUUCUUGCUGCAGUGAGACAGAUCACCUGGUUGGAUUACCUCUACUAUUUCUCCUACAUUAAACUGGCUGUCACUCUGAUCAAAUAUGUGCCGCAGGCGUACAUGAACUACAAAAAACAGAGCACUGAGGGUUGGAGUAUUGGCAAUGUGUUGCUGGACUUCACUGGAGGAACCCUCAGUAUUCUACAGAUGAUCUUACAGUCUUACAACAAUGACGAGUGGAGGCUGAUAUUUGGUGAUCCCACAAAGUUUGGUCUGGGUCUGUUCUCCGUGGUGUUUGACAUCCUCUUCAUGACUCAGCACUACUGCCUGUACAGAGAGCCACCACAGUACGUACCUGUUACAGGGGAAGAAGAGGAGUGAUGUGGACAGACUGUGGAUUAACUGUUUAAAAAGACAUGAUCACAAGGGAGCACAGGACUGAUUUCUUUCAGUCCACAAGAAUUAGCACAUCUGAUGAACCAAUAAAUGACUCAGACUGCUAAAGAGAAGUCAUGGUGGUUGUCAUGGUUGACCUCCAUCAUGAUAUGUUGCAGAGUUCUCUUGAGCAGGUUUUACUCGUCUGAUCUGUACCCACCUACGCUGAGCUUAGCGUGCUUCCGCCUUAAAUAUCUCAGGAUCUUCACUUGCCUUUUUUUUGUACCAUGGUGUGAAAGUAGUUGAAGGUAUAAGAAUAAUGGGUGUUUUGAUUUCUAUGUUAACAAUUUUAUAUUUAAAUGCAGUAUCACAACUAAAAUCAUAGUGAGUUAAUUGCUAUAGCCUGAUCGAUAAACUGGCAGGCCAAUAUUAUCAGAUGAUUUUAGCUCAUCACAGACACACUGGUGUGCAUUUCGGUUGAUAAGAAACUAAAAAUAUCAGAGAUAAGUUUGAGGUCAUUUAUAGAGAGUGUCCACCAGAGGACACUGUGUUAAGAGUUAUUCUGGGUGAUCACUUUUUGUCCUGUGAUGAAACAUUUUGUCCAGCUGGAGGGGGUCUCUUCCAGGAUGACAGAGUUCACUUCAUGGCACACGAGGGCUCACUGACUGACUGUUUUGAUGAGUAUGAAAAUGUGAAUCACACAUUGGGGCCUUUACUGUCACUGAAUCUUUAAGCCAACUCAACACUUGUGAGGGAUUUUGGGGCAUUGUGUUAGAAAGCACGCUCCACCACCUUUAUCCAAACCCACAAUGAGGGAAUAAAUUGUUACAUUAUCCUUUAGGUUCUGCACAACAGGGUCAUUUAUCUCUUACGCUAACCUGACUUAUUGGCUUGGCUUGACAAAAUACCAUUAGAAGACUCUGGAAAACUGUGCCUUUAUUGACUGUAUUCAAAUGGGAAACAUUAGGUCUGAAUGAUCAUCGCAUAUAGGUCAGAUACACUGAGCCUUUCUCAGUGUGUUCUUGUCUCUACUCGUGGACAACGGCCAGUCACCUGCAGUUAUUUAGUUGUGAUACACAAAACAAAAUAAAAAUAAAAUAUUUUAUACUAUUA
Molecule: messenger RNA, 2468 nt
Organism: Epinephelus fuscoguttatus (brown-marbled grouper)
Lineage: Eukaryota; Metazoa; Chordata; Actinopteri; Perciformes; Serranidae
Gene: ctns
Product: cystinosin, lysosomal cystine transporter
Exons: 11
Coding region: 216-1361 (381 amino acids)
Biological process (GO): L-cystine transport
Cellular component (GO): lysosomal membrane
Molecular function (GO): L-cystine transmembrane transporter activity
Source: RefSeq, a predicted model, not a curated record